This is a messenger RNA of Gordionus sp. m RMFG-2023, 813 nucleotides long. Its product is annotated as BOS complex subunit TMEM147-like. The record is from RefSeq and is a predicted model, not a curated record. NCBI's taxonomy places the organism in Eukaryota, Metazoa, Nematomorpha, Gordioida, Chordodea, Parachordodidae. The coding region runs from base 15 to 704 and encodes 229 amino acids. The transcript is spliced from 5 exons.
UCAAUCUACCCAAAAUGACUUUUUUUUAUUUUGCAAAUUGUAUCGCAUUAGCUUAUGUUCCUUAUUUUUUAACUUAUAAAAUAUCUGGAUUAUCAGAAUAUCGCGGAUUUUGGAAAUGUAUUCAAGCCGGGGUUGCAUAUAUUCUCACACAAUUAAUAAAAAUGUUAAUAAUUGCCACAUUUCUCCCUUCAAUUGAAUAUUCUACAUCAAAUAAAACGGAAUUUGAUAUAAAACAAGAAAUAAUCAAAUGUAGCAUUGAUAUAGCUGAUUUUUUAGGUAUGUACAUGAUAAUGUCUAAGAUAAGUAUCAAGGGAGAAUACAAGUUUUUAUGUACUAGCAUUGGAUGGGCCCAAGCUGAAUUGAUAAUGACAAGAGCUUUGCCCUUUUGGUUAGGUGCCAAAGGAAUUGAAUUUGACUGGAAAUAUAUUCAAAUGAGUCUAGAAUCAAAUAUAAAUUUACUCCAAGCUAUAUCAAUUGCUAUGCUUAUAUGGUUAGCCAUGCGAAACAAAGACCGUGUUGCAGUUCUAUCAGUCAUAGGUGCCCUCAUAAUGCUCAGCUGCUACAAGCAAUUAAUUGUGGAAAUAAUGCAAAGAUAUUUUCUCAUGGAUUCCUGGAUGAUUCUAGGCUCGAAAGCUUUGUACACUUCUCUCAUUGCGCUGACCAGCUUUCAGCUAUACGUUGGGUACUACUUAUCUCGUCAAUAAUUCAUUUAUAUUUUCGAAAGCAUUUUUUUAUUAAUCUUUUUUUGUAUAUAUUAUUACAAUUAUAUUUUUUUAUAUAGAAUAUAUUUUAAUGUAUUUAUAUAUUGUUAAU